UGUUGUUGGUCGCGCUCUCAAAGGCAGUGUUGAUGUUUUGAGGCGUGUAACAUCGAAGAGAGAGAGAGAGAGAGAGAGUCUCUUUGCACCGAGGACAUUUUCUUUCCUUCCUUCCUGCUGUGGAUAAAGAUAAUAUCUAUCUUUAGAGCACAGAGUGGAGCUACAGUAUCAUCCACAUCACUUCCAACUUCCUGGUACAGUUACACUUUAAAGUUUUGGAGGCGGGGCUUAAAGAGGAGGCGGAGUCAUAUCAACCUGCAGUGACUCCGAGGCUUGUUUUUCACUCGGUGUCAGAAAGCUCAAGUGACAUGUCAGAAAGCUCAAGUGACACCGAGUCCUCAUGCGGAUGGACUGUCAUCAGCAACGAGGGCUCAGACAUCGAGACUCUGGGUCCCGACAUCGGGGCGGAUUAUGAGCCAGACGAAGCAGCUGGAGCUUCUGCAUCUGGGGAGCAGCCCGUUUCUGUACGAGCCGAGGAUGCAGAGGCAGUGGAACAAUCCUCUUUGGACGUUACGAUUAAAGAGGACGAGACGGAGCUGGAAGCUGAGUCUGGACAGCAAGCAGGAAAGGAGGCAGGUCAAGAGGACCACGUGCAUCUCUGCUCCUCCAGUGAUCACUCUGACAUCGUCACCCUCGGCGACUCCAGGGAGGCAGAGCUCGGGGUGUGGGAGGAGCCUGUCGCUAGGGAGGACGAGGAAACGGGGAACGAGGAGCUCUACCUGGGGACGUCGUCAAGCAGCCAGUACACGUUCAGUGCUGCAGAGACAACAGACUGGCUGAGGAGCACACGGGCGAUUUGUAGGAGCUUCAGAUGCUUUACGCAGCAGCUGCACACCAUCCCCUGUCUCUCAGUUUUCCCAGCGGAGUGCGCCGCACGCAGAGGCUCCAGCAGCACCAGCACUGAGGACGAGGAUGCCGAGACGAAGGCCAGCCCGGGGGUGGUUCGGAGGCGCAGGCUGAGGAGGAACACGACUGGCUCUGAGCCGGACGAGCAGAAGGAGAAAGAGGAGGAUGGACAUGAUGGUCAGGAGGAGGAAGAGGAGGAGGAGGUGGUGGUGGAGGCUGAGGAGCAGCGAGAAGCUCGCAUCCAACGUCAGAGACAGAACAGCGGAACCCUGAACAAGUGCAUCCUCCUCGCCCUCGUCAUAGCCAUCAGCAUGGGCUUCGGGCAUUUCUACGGCACGGUGCAGAUCCAGGAGAGGCAGCGGCUGGUGGAGAAGACUCGAGUGAACGAGCUGAGCGACAUCAGCAAGGAUGUGGUUGAGAGUCUGAAGGAUGAUCUAGAGGAGAAGCAAGACAUGGUGAUGUCCCUGACAGGCAUUAUGGAUAAGAUUACCAAAGAGAAUCAGCAUCUCAGAGCCAGAGAGGCUGAACUACAGGCUCAGAGGCAAGAUUUACUCGCACAGCUUCAGCAGGCCAAGAGUGAGAUGGAUUCUCGUCAGAAGCACCUUGCCUCAGAGAAUCGGGUGCUGAAGAGCACUCUGGAACGAGAGGAGGCAUCUCUCUUGGCCCUGCAGGACGAGCUCCGGCGUCUCCGGUCUCAGAUCCGCGAGCUUGAGGAGAAAGGAGCUGGCGCUGACUCAAUCCUCUCUGAAAACCAGCGCCUGAAGGACCACCUCCUGGAGGAGAAGCAGAGGAUCCGGAGCUACCUCAGCCAGAAGGAGGCACUGAUGGCAGAGGCUCAGGUGCUUCGGAAGGAGCUUGAUAAGGAGAGGAAAGUGACAGAUAAGCUGAGGGAGGAGCUGGAAGAGCUGAGCCAGCGAGAUACUGGGAUGCAAGGAGAAGGAGAGAUUGAUACCGAAACUGAGGAACUCCAGGCUCGACUUCGGGAACUGGAGAAGAAGCUGAGCUUUGAGCAGCAGCGUUCCGACCUGUGGGAGCGACUGUACGUGGAAUCAAAGGAAGACAGAGCCAAAGGAGACACUCAACCCAAGACCAGGAAAUCCAAAGAAGGCAUGCUCGGGAAGGUCAAGGAGACGUUUGAUGCAGUGAAGAACUCAACUAAGGAGUUUGUUCACCACCACAAGGAGCAGAUCAAGAAAGCCAAGGAAGCCGUCAAGGAGAACCUUAGGAAGUUUUCAGACUCUGUCAAAUCUACAUUUAGGCAUUUGAGGGACUCUACAUCAAACGUGUUUGAGAGAAUCCAAAGGCCACAGGACAAAAGAUUCAAUGAGAGGAAGGAAGCAAAAAUGGAGCAGCAACAAUUUCAGCAAGAGAGUUUCAAAGAACAACAAAACAAAAAACGUUCAGAGGAAGAACACUGGCAACAACACCGGCCCCUGCACCAACAUCCUCGCAAAUCCACAGUGGACUCCUCCUUCCAGGCAGACCACAACAUGCGCAAACCAGGUGCCCAGAAGCAGCAAAGAACUAUGGGAUGCAAAGCUGCGCCUAAAGGAUGCACUGGCGUCUUCGACUGCGCCUACCAAGAAUCCAUGAGCCUCUUCAACAAGGCCAUGGAGCCCAUAAGAGCGGACGAGUUCCACCAGCUCCUGCGCAGCUACCUGCAGCAGGAAGUGGGUCAUUUCCAUCACUGGAGGGAGCUCGAUAGCUUCAUUAACAGUUUCUUCCAGAACGGACUCUUUAUUCAUGAUCAGAUGCUGUUCACGGAUUUUGUCAGCGGAGUAGAAGACUACCUGGUGGACAUGGACGAGUACCAGGACAGGGAUGACGAUGUUUUUGAGGAUCUGGAUGAUUACAUAUACAAGCACUUCUUCGGAGAGACUUACUCGGAACAUAAUGGUCAUAAUGGUCCAAGUCGACCCUUUGAAGGCCCAGGGUCAAAGGUCAAACCGGAGCGGAAGUGCCAACAACAGCAGCAGCAACAGCAGCAGCAGCAGCAGCGAAAGCACCAGCAAUCACGUCCUCUGCCUCCUCGAGACAGGAAGUGGGCCCGGUCGGGGCGCAGCUCCGGCAGACACUUUGCCGAAGUCAAAAUAGAGCUCGGGCCCAUGCCGUUCGAUCCGAAAUACUAGCAAACGUUUUCGAUAUUAGUUGUUUCUAUUGUAGCUCUUAGAUUUGAAAAUAAAAGUGGCUGUUAUUGCAAAACUGUUUGGAAUAAUGGUGCGUUCAGCUCAUGUCAGCUCACAAUUACGGUAACGUACAUGACACCAAAAAUGAUAUAUUGUUAGAAAAGAAUAGGAAACACCUCACACGUGUUAGAGUUAAAUCGAGAGUAAACCCCGAAACCCUUUCGGUCGUUUUGUUUUUGACGUAACAUCACAGUUUCACAACUUUUGAGAAAAUUCUGACAUGACAUGAACGCACUAUAAGACCAACGAACGCAUCGCUUCCCUUUGCCUUCUCGCCCCAAAUGUUGUGAUUUUGCACAAAUCUAAAUGCUCUAAAUGUUGAACGUUUUCUUGUUGUGUGUGUAACGCUAAUCUGCGGCUAGGUUUCAGUGGAGUCAGUAGGCAAACACAGACGUUAAUUAGCUAAUAGUUACUGCAAGAAAACUAUAUACAUAGUGAUGUAUGAAACAAAACGUUUGAGAAUGCACUUAAUUUAAAUUAAGCACUGUGUGUUGGUAAGAGAUAACAGUUUAUUUGUAAUAAAUAGACUAAUUUAAUUGCGCACAUUGUAAUUAAUCCUGCGUAGGACCAAAUAAUUAAGUCUGAUCUACUGAGCUUUCGGCUGAAGCACACUGAACUGUGGAUGACUUUUGUCGGCGUGUAGCUUGGUGUUCAUUAAGUAACUUUACUGCUGCUAAAUGUCAACACAGAGCAAAAUGUUUGUUUCCAUCCUGAGUGUGUUGUGUAUUUCUCCUUUUGUUGUGUCUUGCUGGAUAGCUUACAUUCCAGUUGAAACGUUUUAUUAUUUUUUUUUUUAAAUUGUCCAAAAAAUUAUAAUUCUUUUUGUUUGCUGUUUUGCGGUUCAUGGAAAAAAAACAAAAUAAAAUUGUUAUUUUGCUUGA
This is a messenger RNA of Pangasianodon hypophthalmus (striped catfish), 3913 nucleotides long. RefSeq names its product cell cycle progression 1 (gene ccpg1). The transcript has 13 exons. The coding region runs from base 309 to 2975 and encodes 888 amino acids. Gene Ontology annotation, cellular component: membrane. The record is from RefSeq and is a predicted model, not a curated record. NCBI's taxonomy places the organism in Eukaryota, Metazoa, Chordata, Actinopteri, Siluriformes, Pangasiidae.